Echinops telfairi (small Madagascar hedgehog) is the source of this 1646-nucleotide messenger RNA. RefSeq names its product intraflagellar transport 52 (gene IFT52). The transcript is spliced from 14 exons. The record is from RefSeq and is a predicted model, not a curated record. NCBI's taxonomy places the organism in Eukaryota, Metazoa, Chordata, Mammalia, Afrosoricida, Tenrecidae. The coding region runs from base 82 to 1422 and encodes 446 amino acids. Gene Ontology annotation, biological process: cilium assembly; intraciliary transport. Gene Ontology annotation, cellular component: cilium; centriole; intraciliary transport particle B.
CCUGCGCGUCUCGGUGCUGACGCCGUUGCUAAGCGGCGCUUGGGUACCUGGCCGCCUGAUGCUGGAUGGCGCUAGGGGAAGAUGGUGGUCACCGGGUCCCAGGUAACCAUGGAGAAAGAGCUUCGCAGCACCAUCAUUUUCAAUGCAUCCAAAAAGGAGGUCUUCACCACCAACAGUGGUUAUAAAUCUAUGCAGAAAAGACUUCGCAGUAAUUGGAAGAUUCAGAGCUUAAAAGAUGAAAUCACAAUCGACAAGCUCAUCGGGGUGAAACUGUGGAUCACAGCUGGGCCGCGGGAAAAGUUCACGGCCGCCGAGUUUGAAGUCUUGAAGAAAUAUCUCGAUGGUGGUGGAGAUAUCCUUGUUAUGCUGGGAGAAGGUGGAGAGUCCAGAUUUGACACCAACAUUAACUUUCUACUAGAAGAAUAUGGAAUCAUGGUUAAUAAUGAUGCUGUGGUUCGGAAUGUGUACUACAAGUAUUUUCAUCCUAAAGAAGCCCUCGUUUCCAACGGCGUCCUGAACAGGGAGAUUAGCCGAGCUGCCGGAAAGGCUGUGCCUGGGGUGGUCGACGAGGAAAGCAGUGGAAACAACGCCCAGGCUCUGACCUUCGUCUACCCCUUUGGGGCCACCCUGAGCGUCAUGAAACCAGCAGUGGCUGUGCUGUCCACAGGCUCCGUCUGCUUUCCGCUCAACCGGCCCAUCCUGGCUUUCUACCACUCUAAGACGCAAGGGGGGAAGCUGGCAGUGCUUGGCUCAUGCCACAUGUUCAGUGACCAGUAUUUGGAUAAAGAAGAAAACAGCAAAAUCAUGGAUGUUGUUUUCCAGUGGCUCACAACCGGAGACAUCCACCUGAACCAGAUUGAUGCUGAAGACCCAGAGAUUUCUGACUACAUGAUGCUGCCCGACACAGCCACCCUGUCAGAGCGACUGCGAGUGUGCCUGCAAGAGGGCGACGAGAACCCACGGGACUUCACCACCCUGUUUGACCUGUCCAUUUUCCAGCUGGACACCACCUCCCUCCCCAAGGUCAUCAAGGCUCACGAACAGCUAAACGUGAAGCAUGAACCUCUGCAGCUCAUCCAACCUCAGUUUGAGACACCGCUGCCAGCCCUGCAGCCCGCUGUUUUCCCUCCGAGUUUUCGGGAAUUGCCCCCGCCCCCUCUGGAGUUGUUUGACUUGGAUGAGACGUUCUCCUCUGAGAAGGCGCGGCUUGCACAGAUCACCAAUAAGUGUACUGAGGAAGACCUGGAGUUCUAUGUCCGGAAGUGUGGUGACAUUCUGGGAGUGACCAGCAAACUCCCGAAGGACCAGCAAGAUGCCAAACACAUCCUGGAGCACAUCUUCUUCCAGGUGGUGGAGUUCAAGAAACUGAACCAGGAACAUGACAUUGACACCAGCGAAACGGCACUCCAGAGCAGUUUCUGAGGACCAAGCCUCCAAGGACUGCCUGCCUCCUGAUUGUCUUUGUAAAUGAUGGCCCCCACCCCCAGUUUACCUAAUCAAAGUUGUCCAUAUACUCUUUUUUUGUAGAUGCCUGGCAAGGCCUGUCCAUUUUCCAAACUGCUCAGAUGGGCAGACGGUUUCUGUUGCAAUCCUUAUGUGAGAUAAGUUCCUUUCCUUUUUAAAAAUUAAACCAAUGAUUGACUCUG